AUGCACACAUCUAUCCUCCUCUCCCUCUGGGCCGUCCUCGCCUUCCUCCUCUUCAAGCUCACAACCUACGUCUCCAAUGAACUCCGCCACCGCCGCAACGCGGCGCGCCUCGGCUGCAAACAACCACCUCGCAUCCGCGUCAAUGAUCCCAUCGGCACACGGAAUAUCUGGGGCAUCUUGCAAGCGGACAAUGAUCGUCGCAUCAUGCAGUACGUCAAAGACCGUAUGGACGACGUCUGCGAGAGGGAGGGUAGACUCGUAACGACGACGUAUCAGAAUUUGCUGGGCAGUCCGGCCGUGUUUACAGUGGAACCCAAAAACAUUCAGGCGGUGCUGGCCACGCAGUUUAAGGAGUUCGGGUUGGGGUCGUCGAGGAAUAAUAAUUUUUUCCCAUUGUUGGGGUGGGGCAUUUUCUCAACAGACGGGAAGGAAUGGGAGCAUUCUAGGGCUCUACUUCGUCCCCAGUUCGCGCGUGAUCAGGUUAGCGAUCUCGACCUCGAGGAGACGCAUGUUCAGCACAUGAUGCGCAUCUUGCCUGCGAACCUCGAUGGGUGGACGGAUGUCAUCGACAUCAUGCCUCUCUUCUUUCGCCUGACGAUCGAUUCGGCAACCGAGUUCCUCUUUGGGGAGAGUGUCGACUCCCAGCUAUCGUAUCUGCCAGAUUAUACGUCCAGCAGGCCACCGAUGGCUAUUAAUGAGAAGGACUUCGCCGUCUCGUUCGAUAGAGCGCAGGCUUGCAUAGCGCAAGCAGCAAGGCUGGGCGAUAUGUACUGGAUCAAGCACGACAAGGACUACAAGGAGCAUUGCAGGCGAUGCCAUGCUUUCAUCGACCAUUACGUCCAGCUGGCGCUGCACAAAGAGAAGCCGUCGGCGCAGACUACUAGCGCCGGGAAGCACAAGUAUGUUUUCCUGGACGCACUUGCAGAGUCGACGCGCGAUCCCGUUGAGCUCCGCUCCCACCUCUUGAGCAUUCUUCUCGCCGGACGCGAUACAACUGCCUCCAUGCUUUCCUAUGUCUUCAUGAUCUUCACCAAACGUCCGGAUGCAUAUUCCAAAUUACGAUCCGUCAUCCUAGAAGACUUCGGCACCUAUAGGAACUCCAAGAAAAUCACCUUCUCUGGUCUCAAGAGCUGCAAUUACUUGCAGUGGGUUCUCAACGAGACCUUGCGUCUCUAUCCUGUGGUCCCAAUCGACGGCCGUCGCGCGCUUCAGGAUACCACGAUCCCCUUAGGCGGUGGUCCUGACGGCCGUUCACCAGUCUACAUCCGUAAAGGCCAGCAGGUCGACUACUCCGUCUACGCGAUGCACCGGCGGAAGGAUCUCUGGGGCCCUGAUGCCGACGACUUCAGGCCCGAGCGCUGGGAUGGAAGGCGUAGCGGGUGGGAGUAUUUGCCCUUUAACGGCGGCCCGCGUAUCUGCCUCGGUCAGCAAUUUGCUUUGACGGAGGCGGGAUACGUGAUCGUGAGAUUGCUACAGCGGUUUGAGGCGAUGGAAGGCGUGGGAAAUACUUGGGAGCCAGUUGCAAAGGGUGGAAUGGGGUAUGUAAGGCAGUGGCUGACGCUGACGGAGUGUCCGGCCGAUGGGGUCAAGGUGAGGUUUAAGGAGGGGAAAGAAUAG
Trematosphaeria pertusa is the source of this 1617-nucleotide messenger RNA. Its product is annotated as cytochrome P450 52A12. Gene Ontology annotation, molecular function: iron ion binding; oxidoreductase activity, acting on paired donors, with incorporation or reduction of molecular oxygen, reduced flavin or flavoprotein as one donor, and incorporation of one atom of oxygen; heme binding. The transcript has 2 exons. The record is from RefSeq and is a predicted model, not a curated record. NCBI's taxonomy places the organism in Eukaryota, Fungi, Ascomycota, Dothideomycetes, Pleosporales, Trematosphaeriaceae. The coding region runs from base 1 to 1617 and encodes 538 amino acids.